CUGUACUGUGCGUAACAUUUUCUUACAUCGGCUUAGCGGCAGGCCUGAGAAUUUUGAAAAUUCAUUCGAACCCCAUUAUUUUUGGCGCCGAGUUCGUAGCUGGAGUUUCGCCAAGGUUCUCAAUUGCCCAUGAAUGGCGUCCGGCUCUCCUCCUACGCGCAUCGACCAGUUUUAUGCUUCAAAGAAAAGGAAACCUCUUACUCCCAGUCUGAAGUCUGGGAGUUACGAGAAGGAUGGAAAAAGGACAUUUGAAGGGUCUCCUGGUGCCAAGGGUACGUUGGACAAUUACCUGGUGAACUCACAGGACCAUGGCAACUCUGAUAACCCAGUUCGGGAGACCUUGUUUGCGCAAGACUUGGUAAAAAGAAACUUAUUGUUGGAAAUUAAUAGUUCCUCUAAAAAUGAACAAGAGGAACUCGCUCUGUCUCGAGGGUCUCACACUUCUGAAGCAACUCAAGGAAUCAAAAAAAGAACUCUGCAGGAAUCGUACGAGACCGGAAGUUCAGCAGUCAAAGCUAUGGCAAGUGACUGGGGUGUCGUACCAUGCACGGAGAAACCAGAGCUUAAACAGUUUGCAGCUGAUUUCUUGUCUCUGUACUGCAGUAGUGAAGUACAGACGACCGUUAGUACGCCAGUUGAGCAAAAAGUGACUGUUCAGUUGAGGCAUUCUAGUCCUACUCUGUUAGAAGGGGAGGCUAAGUUACCAAAGAAGACGCAUUCAGUCGCUGGCCCAUCAAAUGCCAAAGGCAAAGCUGAUACCUCAAGGGAGAUGUGCUGCGGAAACAUGCAGUCCAAUUUUUUUGUUGACACUGGGGAUACUGAUAGCAGUCAUCCUGUUGUGCUUAAGGCAUGCCAGCAGAAAUGCAGUAAAGCACCUAGAUCACCUUAUUGUUUGACUGAAUGCCAAACACCAGGCUUGUCGACUGCAAAUGCACGUUCUCGUGAAACUCCCAAGUCCGGAAGCUCUACAUUUUCUCCUGGAGAAGCUUUUUGGAAAGAAGCAAUUGUGUUUGCAGAUGGUUUGUGUGCUCCAAGCAUUGAUCUUACCAAUUAUGCUACUGAAGAAACUAAGCUUGUAGAGAACCAGAGUAAUACGAAGAAACUUUUAAUACCAAAAGGGGAACCUUCUAAAAAACGGUUAAAAGGACAGUUUGAUGAAGUUGGAGCCAGCAGUGGAGUCAGGCUGGGGGAACCUGGUGCUUCCAAAGUUUCAUUGAGGAGCGAUUUGAAAGACUUAAGUAGAGAAGUGUCUUCACUUCCUGUUAAGCAUUUUGACUUCUCAGCUGAAGACAAAAAUUUGGAUGAAAGUACAUCACCUUGUUGUGCUUCAAAUGAAUCUAAAGUUAAUGCACAUGAAGUUAAUGUGCAAUCUGAUUGUUGUUAUACCACUCGUAACAGUCUAGCAAAGCAUAACGUCUGUAACAGCGACUCUCUUACAAAUGAGAAAAUACAUGAAAUGGAAGUAACUUCAUUUGUUCCAGAAGUGACUGAAGCGAAGGUGAACAUAUUUAGUCACUCUGAUAGUAUUACAUCUAACACAGUGGUUCAUGAACUUAGGGCUUCCACUGUUCAUGAUGUUAACAAGGAAAUGACACCUUCAAGUUCUAUCAGACAUGAAGAUUGGCUAGAUCUAAGUUGCUGGCUGCCACCUGAAAUUUGCAGCAUUUACAAAGAGAAAGGAAUCUCAAAACUGCAUGCUUGGCAGGUUGAAUGUCUUAAGGUAGAUGGUGUCUUGCAGAGAAGAAAUCUUGUUUAUUGUGCAUCUACUAGUGCUGGAAAAAGUUUUGUCGCAGAGAUUUUAAUGUUACGGCGGGUCAUUUCUACUGGAAAAAUGGCAUUUCUUGUACUUCCAUAUGUAUCAAUUUGUGCAGAAAAGGCAGCACAUCUUGAUGUGCUUAUUGAACCUCUGGAUAAGCAUGUGCGUAGUUAUUAUGGAAACCAAGGUGGUGGAACGCUUCCUAAGGAUACUUCUGUGGCUGUUUGCACAAUUGAGAAGGCAAACUCUUUGGUGAACAGAUUGUUGGAAGAGGGUCGUUUGUCAGAAAUUGGAAUCAUCGUGAUAGAUGAAUUGCACAUGGUUGGGGAUCAGACAAGGGGUUAUCUUUUGGAGCUUUUGUUAACAAAACUUCGUUAUGCUGCUGGUGAAGGUAAUUUAGAUUCUAGCAGUGGCGAGAGUUCUGGUACAAGCAGUGGUAAGUCGGACCCUGCUCAUGGUAUUCAAAUUGUUGGCAUGAGUGCAACCAUGCCAAAUGUGGCAGCUGUGGCAGACUGGCUUCAGGCUGCCUUGUACCAUACUGAUUUUCGACCUGUUCCGUUAGAGGAGUACAUUAAAGUUGGCAAUACCAUUUAUGAUAAAAAAUUGGAUAUUGUUAGAACAAUCUCAAAAACAGCUAAUCUUGGUGGUAAGGAUCCGGAUCACAUUGUAGAAUUAUGUAACGAGGUUGUUGAGGAGGGUCACUCAGUAUUAAUCUUUUGCUCCAGUCGAAAAGGAUGUGAAUCAACAGCAAAACAUGUUUCAAAAUUCCUCAAGAAGUUUUCUGUUGAACUCCAUAAUGAGAACAGUGAGUUUACAGAUAUUUUUUCGGCGAUUGAUGCACUGCGAAGAUGUCCUGCUGGAUUGGAUCCUAUAUUAGAGGAAACCUUUCCGUCUGGUGUUGCCUAUCAUCAUGCUGGCCUUACUGUAGAGGAAAGAGAGAUUGUCGAAACUUGCUACCGCAGGGGUCUUUUGCGUGUUUUAACUGCUACAUCUACCUUAGCUGCUGGAGUUAACCUGCCAGCUCGAAGGGUUAUUUUCCGACAACCUAGGAUUGGACGAGAUUUUAUUGAUGGUGCAAGGUACAGGCAGAUGUCUGGUCGGGCUGGCCGGACUGGAAUAGAUACUAAGGGGGAGAGUGUACUCAUUUGCAGACCAGAAGAGCUUAAAAGAAUUAAUGAACUUCUUAACGAGAGCUGUCCACCACUGCAAUCAUGUUUGUCUGAAGAUAAGAAUGGAAUGACUCAUGCAAUUUUAGAAGUUGUGGCUGGUGGGAUUGUUCAAACUGCAACUGAUAUUCACCGAUAUGUAAGGUGUACUCUUCUGAAUUCCACAAAACCAUUUCAAGAUGUGGUUAAAUCAGCACAGGAAUCUCUUCGGUGGUUGUGCCAUGGAAAAUUUCUUGAAUGGAAUGAAGAUACCAAGUUGUAUAGCAGCACACCUCUUGGACGUGCAUCGUUCGGAAGCUCUCUUAGUCCAGAAGAAUCACUUAUUGUUUUGGAUGAUCUUUCGAGGGCCCGAGAAGGAUUUGUGCUUGCAUCUGAUUUACAUUUGGUGUACCUAGUUACACCAAUCAAUGUUGAUGUUGAGCCAGAUUGGGAGUUGUAUUAUGAACGGUUUAUGGGUCUGCCUUCUCUUGACCAGUCUGUUGGGAAUCGAGUCGGAGUAACAGAACCAUUUUUGAUGCGCAUGGCACAUGGUGCACCAGUUCAACGUGCGAACAUAACAAGAAAUGGUGUCAAAAGUUUACGUACCAAGCGAGAUGAACAUGGGAGCAUGUAUGAUGUCAGACCUUCAGAGGAGCAAACCAUUCGAGUGUGUAAACGAUUUUAUGUGGCUCUCAUCUUGGCAAGACUUGUUCAGGAAACUCCCAUUCCGGAAGUUUGUGAAGCUUUUAAAGUCGCUAGAGGGAUGGUUCAAGCAUUACAAGAGAGUGCUGGAAGAUUCGCAUCUAUGGUUUCUGUAUUUUGUGAGAGGCUUGGAUGGCAUGAUCUGGAAGGUUUAGUAGCCAAGUUCCAAAAUCGUGUUUCAUUUGGAGUGAGAGCAGAGAUUGUAGAACUUACUCUUAUUCCAUAUGUUAAGGGUUCUCGAGCCAGAGCACUCUACAAAGCUGGUUUGCGGACACCUUUAGCAAUUGCAGAAGCAUCUGAUGCAGAAGUAAUUAAAGCUCUUUUUGAGUCGGCAUCAUGGACUGCAGAAGAGAGUACAGCACAAAGACGCAUGCAUGUUGGAAUAGCAAGGAAGAUUAAGCAUGGUGCACGUAAAGUCGUUCUUGAUAAAGCCGAAGAGGCUAGGAUUGCUGCAUUCUCUGCUUUUAAAUCAUUGGGGUUAAUUGUGCCACAAAUUUCUCGUCCUUUGUCAGUAAGUGCAGAUGGAAAUAUAACAGCACAAGUGGCUGCAAGUAUUCCCUCUGAAAUUGAUACUUCUAACAGAGUUGUUGGCACAGCACAAAUGGAACAUGUUUCAAUAAAUUCAUGUUUUGGAGGAACUUCUAGUUUUGAAAAAGUAGGUAGCAAGAACCGGAGUCAAACUGGAGCAAUUUCUGUUGAAGUCGAACGGUCUGAUUUUGGCACUGAGAAUCAUCUGGUGAAUGUUGAAGGGUCUUCGAUCCAGGAGCAAAAAACUGUGGUUGAAUGCGCAGAAAAGGUAGAUGUUGCAAUCUCUAAUCAUGUGAAAAAAAUUAAUGAUUCAAUCAAUGUGCAAGACGUGUAUAAUAAAGAUGUUCAAGGGGAACAGCAUGGCAGCAAUGAUUUGCAUCUUCCCAGAAGAGAUGGGUCUUCCAUGAAGGGUCCUAUGCAUGCAGUUAGUACAUUUGGUGGCUUUGAAUCUUUCUUGGAUUUGUGGGAUGCUACCCAGGAAUUUUAUUUUGAUCUUCAUUAUACCAAGCGAUCUGUAGUGAAUUCUGUUGUCCCCUUUGAAUUACAUGGAAUAGCCAUCUGUUGGGAAAAUUCCCCGGUGUAUUAUGUGAACCUUCCGAAAGACUUGUUAUUGUCCAAGAGUGGAAAAAGUCUUUAUCCGGAUGACAGCACAACUGGUGACCAGACAGAUGUUUCACAAUAUGAGCGCCAGUUUGAGAUGGUUGAAAAAAGAUGGAAAAGGAUCAAUGAAAUUUUUGCAAAAGAAAAUGUCAGAAAGUUUGCAUGGAAUUUGAAAGUUCAGGUUCAGGUGCUUAAAUGUCCGGCAGUUUCCAUUCAGAAAUUGGGUUACCUGAACUCUGCUCGGCGUAGUAUGGGUCUUGAACUUGUAGAUGGUUCAUACUUAGUAUUGUCUGGAGUCCACAUAAGCAAUGGAAUUGAUAUGUGCAUUGUGGCAUGGAUUCUUUGGCCAGAUGAUGAGAGAAAUUCAACCCCUAACCUGGAGAAGGAAGUCAAGAAAAGAUUAUCUAGUGAGGCUGCUGCUGCUGCUAAUAGGAGUGGCCAGUGGAAGAAUCAGAUGAGAAGAGUAGCACAUAAUGGUUGCUGUCGGCGUGUUGCACAGACACGAGCUCUAUAUUCUGUUCUCUGGAAGUUAAUAAUUUCUGAAGAACUCAUGGAAGCUCUCAAUAGUGUAGAGAUUCCAUUGGUAAGUAUUCUUGCUGAUAUGGAAACCUGGGGUAUAGGUGUUGACAUGGAGGGAUGCAUUCGAGCCCGUAAUUUACUGGGAAAAAAACUCAGGUGCCUCGAGAAGGAAGCUUAUAGGCUAGCUGGCAUGACCUUCUCCCUGUACGCAGCAGCAGAUAUUGCAAAUGUUCUGUAUGGACAUUUGAAGCUCUCGAUUCCAGAGGGGUUCAACAAAGGCAAACAACAUCCUAGUACUGAUAAACAUUGUUUGGACCUGCUGAGGUAUGAACACCCUAUUGUUCCAGUCAUUAAAGAGCACCGGACAUUGGCUAAGCUCUUUAACUGUACUUUGGGAUCCAUUUGCACGCUAGCUAAGCUAUCUGCAAGGACACAGAAAUACACGCUACAUGGUCAUUGGCUCCAAACGUCCACAGCAACUGGUCGGCUUUCCAUGGAGGAGCCUAACCUUCAGUGUGUUGAGCAUAUGGUAGAUUUCAAAAUAAGCGAAGAUGAUGUUGAUCAUUGUAAAAUUAAUGCUCGUGAUUUUUUCAUCUCUACUCAGGAAAAUUGGUUGCUCUUAUCGGCAGAUUAUUCUCAGAUAGAGUUGCGGCUGAUGGCACAUUUUUCAAAAGACUCCUCACUGAUUGAACUCCUCAGUAAGCCUCAUGGGGAUGUUUUUACUAUGAUUGCUGCUAGAUGGACAGGGAAGACAGAAGACUCUAUUGGAUCUCAUGAGCGAGAUCAAACUAAAAGAUUGGUAUAUGGAAUCCUUUAUGGAAUGGGGGCCAAAUCACUUGCAUUACAACUGGAAUGUAGUCGGGAUGAAGCGACAGAGAAGAUUCAAAGUUUCAAGAGUUCUUUCCCUGGCGUGGCUUCAUGGCUUCAUGAGGCGGUUGCAUUUUGCCGUCAGAAGGGGUAUGUUGAAACUCUUAAAGGAAGAAGACGCUUCUUGUCAAAAAUAAAUUCUCCAAAUAGCAAAGAAAAAUCGAAAGCACAGCGACAAGCUGUGAAUUCAAUUUGUCAGGGUUCAGCAGCUGACGUAAUUAAAGUUGCUAUGAUCAACAUUUACCAUGUCAUUGGAACGGAUGCACCAGAUCUUACACAGUUACCUGCAGCUAACUCUAACAUCUUGAGGGGUCACUGCCGAAUUGUGUUACAGGUGCAUGAUGAGUUAGUGUUAGAAGUUGAUCCUUCCAUGGUAAAGGAGGCAGCAGCUUUGUUACAAAUUAGUAUGGAAAAUGCUGCCUCACUUCUGGUUCCUCUGCAAGUCAAAUUGAAAGUUGGACGAUCUUGGGGUUCUUUGGAGCCAUUCGUGCUAGAUCACUGCAAGAAUGAAGUUCUUGUGCCGGGAUCUUGACCACCAAAGUUUUUAGUUAUGUGACGGAUUUUCAAAUAUUUGGAUCCAGACGUUCCUAGUGGAUGAUUGAGCUUAAAAGGGUUUCAGUUUUUUCAGAAGAAAGCUUGGUGCAAACAGUAGACUACCUGGCCUUAAGAAAGGAAGAAGCUGAUGGAAACAGUGCUUGGCUUUAUUCUGAGACCUUUCAUCAAAUGCUCGAAUUCGCAACAGCUUUUUAUAAUCAGCAACCUUCAAAGCAACCGGUUUCGUAUGGUCUGCUUUUGACACUGGAGUUGUGACCUGUCAUCUUUCUUCUGCUGCAGUUGCCUUCUCUUGCAGCCAUCUUCCCACAUCUGCUUCUACAACAAUUUCCAAGUGGAGUUCCUCAAGUCGAUUGUGGAUCGAGAGAACACGCUGUGUUCCUACUUUCUUCUAAUAAUAUUUCACCAUUUGACUAUAUUGGUAAAUAUCCUCUCCAUCCAGAGGUAUGGAUUACUCAUAGAAGUGUUUCGAGAUCCUGCAAAUAAUGCAAACGACGAGAAGCUAUAGAAAGUGGCAUCGUUGUGGAGGCGAGAACCCGGGUGCAGCAUACUUCUUAAGGUACGCGUAUCCAAGAAUCAGAGCGUUAUUUGGUUCCUCAUUUGAUACUUCAUUGUGAGCGCAUCAAGCCGACUUGAAGAUUUCAUCUCGGUCAGUGCUCAUUUUUACCAUUUCCAACUGCUGCUCAGUAUCAUCUUGUCUGUCCCACCAAAUUUUUGCCAUCCUUGGUUGUUUGGUAUAUGCAUAUGGCCACCAUCUCCAUAAACUAUAAUGUGAAAGAGAGGCUGUUCAGCCAUUGCAUUUGGAGAUGCAUAUUUUUUUCAGUAAACUCCAAUGCUGGUCUCUCUCUGGCCCCAUAAAGUUACUUUCAUUUCGAUACAAAGUUUUCUUCUUUUUUAUACAACCUUGUACACAUUGUUCUGAUUCAAUUAUUUAAUGA
Momordica charantia (bitter melon) is the source of this 7607-nucleotide messenger RNA. RefSeq names its product MUS308 and mammalian DNA polymerase-like protein. Gene Ontology annotation, biological process: double-strand break repair; DNA-templated DNA replication. NCBI's taxonomy places the organism in Eukaryota, Viridiplantae, Streptophyta, Magnoliopsida, Cucurbitales, Cucurbitaceae. Gene Ontology annotation, molecular function: DNA-directed DNA polymerase activity; ATP binding; DNA binding. The record is from RefSeq and is a predicted model, not a curated record.